Messenger RNA from Cyprinodon tularosa, 4697 nucleotides. Its product is annotated as junction-mediating and -regulatory protein-like. Gene Ontology annotation, cellular component: cytoplasm; nucleus. Gene Ontology annotation, biological process: positive regulation of apoptotic process; 'de novo' actin filament nucleation; Arp2/3 complex-mediated actin nucleation. The record is from RefSeq and is a predicted model, not a curated record. Gene Ontology annotation, molecular function: transcription coactivator activity; actin binding; Arp2/3 complex binding. The transcript is spliced from 10 exons. The coding region runs from base 494 to 3079 and encodes 861 amino acids. NCBI's taxonomy places the organism in Eukaryota, Metazoa, Chordata, Actinopteri, Cyprinodontiformes, Cyprinodontidae.
UUAACGCAGCAUCCUUCUGGUCUGUGCGCAAAUAAUAAGGAAUAAAGUCGGACUUGCCGCUGCUGUCAGUUUGGAGAAGAUGCUUUCCUCUCCUGCAGCACAGCGGGACAAACAUCCCACCUAUGCGUGUUUCUCCACCAUGUAGCCUCCUGUUUUAGCUUCAUGGUUAUCGGGGAGGUCCGGAGCAGAGGGACGGAGGGUUAACGGGACGCAGCUCGGAGGCUGCUGCUGCGGACAGUGCGCUGGUCUGCUGGUAAACAUAUAAUGCAAAGUGGAGCUAAAAACAAAGCUAAAGGAGGCGGAAUUACAGAGUUAGAGGCAGGUGGGCCAGAAAUGCAAGUGAAAUACUGCCCGCCCUGCUGGAAGAUAUGCAUCCCUGGAGAGGAUAGGCUGAUUCUGUUCCAAGAUGUAAUGAUCACCGCCUGACUACGCCUCUGUUUCUGCAGUGUUUUAACCAGUUUUUAUUUAUUUUUGGUUUAUUUUAGUGUCAGAAAUGUCAUUCACUAUGGAGGAUAAUUUAGAGUCGGGGUGGGUAGCCGUCCGCCCCAAUGCGUUUGAGGAAAAGGAGAAACAUAAAUUAGUUUUUAUGGUCGCCUGGAAUGAUGUGGAGGGUAAAUUUGCCAUCACGUGCCACGAUAGGACGGUUCAGAGAAGCUUUGGCAGGGACCCUCUGGAGCCCCAUGGGGACAAAACAAGGUGGCCUGGAAGUCCCGUCAGGGAGAAAGUGUCCCGGAGUCCAAGCAAAGGAUGCACCCCCCUAACAAAGGCGAGGAGAGCGCCUCCUGACGAGGAGCCAGAGGAGCAGCUGUCCCUCUGUUCACUGGAUAGCCUGGAGCUUGAGGCGAUGGACAGCCCGGCCAGAGAGCACUGCAGCUGGGCAGGGCUGUUCUCCUUCCAGGACCUGCGGGCCAUCCACCUGCAGCUGUGCUCCGUCAACUCGGUGCUGGAGCCCUACCUGCCGGUGUUCCCGGAGGAGCCAGCCGGGAUGUGGACGGUCCUGUUCGGCCCGCAGGAGGUGCCGGAGACAGAGAUGGACGAGCUGUGCCGCGGCUUACAGGUGUACCUCGGUCACGCGCUCGAUACCUGCGGGUGGAAGAUCCUGUCCGGGGUUCUGUUCACCGAGAACGACGAUCCGGAUGAGUACUAUGAGAGCCUGAGCGAGCUGAGGCAGUCCGGGUACGAAGAGGCUGUCAGCCGGGCAACGAAACACCUCCAGGAACUGCUGGAGAAACACAAAUCCAUGGACAGCAUGGUGGAGCUGCUGGAGCUUUAUGAGGAGGAAGACCAGGCCUAUGGAGGCCUGCUGGAAGCUUCUACACAGCUGUAUCAGUACCUGCUGCAGCCCUUCAGAGACAUGAGGGAACUAGCGAUGCUACGCAGACAGCAGAUAAAGAUAUCAUUGGACAACGACUAUUUGGGCCCCAGACGGAUUGAGGCAUUAAAGAAGGAGGAUACUGACUGGCAGAAGAAAGCUCAAGAAGCCGUCCUCAACAUCCAGGAGUUCACCGUAAAAUACUUUGAGAUCACUGCCAGAGCUCAGAAAGGAGUUUACGAACGGAUGAAAGUGGAUCAGCGAAAAUUUGGGAAAUCUUCAUGGACAGCUGCGGUGGAGCGCAUGGAGAGGCUCCGAUACUCUGUAGCCAAGGAAACCCUACAGCUUCAGAGAGCGCGGGAGAUCUGUCUGGAGCAGAGGAAGCACACACUUCGAGAGGAGAUGCAGAGUCUGUGCAGCAGUGAGGACGCCAUGGCCCUAUUGGACCACUUGGAGACGCAGUACUAUGAGCUCCAGCUCCAGCUGUAUGACAUACAGGCUGAGAUCCUGCAAUGUGAAGAGCUGCUUCUCACUGCACAGCUAGACAGCAUUCGUAGACAGAUGAUGGAGCGUCAGGACGAGGUGGUUUAUUACGACACCUUUGAAAGUGCUGAUGACAUUACGCAGGAUGAUACCGGAGAGAAGGAAGAGCUGCGCAGACUUCAGAUCAGUGCUCGACAGCUUGAAGUCAGAAGGGGGCGCAUCAGUAACAAACGCUCCUAUCUGCUCAACAAAAGGGAGAUAUGUGUGUCUAACCACUCUCAGAAGCAGCAGAGACCUCACACCGUCCUUAAGGGAUCACUGUCCCACCGUAUCUUACAGUUUGGAAAUGAAGAGGAGGAAGAUGAGGAUCUGAAGAACAGCAGAGUAAGUCAGGAGAGGCAGAGGACUCUGGAGAGGCUGCGCUCCUUCAAACAGCAGUACCCAGGUCAGGUGUUUCUGAAAUCCACUCGUCUCCGAGUGUCUCACAGCAGAAGGAGGGAGCGAAGCAGAGGCCUAGAUGUCGGCAGCGUUAGUGAGAGGGAGGAGUGCGUGGACUCGGUGAGCGUUCAGACUCUGGACCAGCCGCUGUGCCUGAGCACCAGCGUGCAGACGGACCCCAGCGCCACCCUCACCACUCAGCCCGUCGCUACUCUUAUGGCAACCGUUCCUCCCCUGCCCGUCAGCAGCCCUGCAGAUUCCUCCUGCUCUCCCUGCUCCCUCUCCUCUCUGUUGGCAUCGCCCAUCUCCCCUCCUCCACCCCCUCCUCCACCGCCUCCUCCACCAUCAAAGGAGGAGUUCUCUCCAUGCAGCAGCGUGGGCCAAUACAGGAGAAAAGCUGAAGGGAGGAGUGCAGAAGAGGAGCUUAUGCUCUCACCUCUCGGUCCAUUCAUCCCUCGCUUUUUUGACAGCAGCCAGCUGGUGAGCGCACGCAAGAAACUGAGGAAGACUCCAGAGUUUGAUUCCAACAGCAGAAGAGGGAGCUCACCUAUGGAUGAAGUCCUUGCUUCCCUAAAGAGAGGUAGCUUCCACCUGAAAAAGGUCGACCAGCGCUCCCUGGCUCCUACCAAGGGCGACGAUGACCCAAACAGCAUCCUGGCUCAAAUACGCAAAGGAGUCAAGCUCAGACGCGUCCCCUGUAAGGACAGAAAAGACCAGAGAGAGCUCUCUGCCUCUACCGAUCCCCUGACAAGGAGCAUUCACGAGGCGCUGCGUCGGAUAAAGGAGGCCUCGCCAGAGUCUGACUCAGAUGAUGAUGCACUGACGGCCCCCGAUUGGGAAAACUAGGGUUCACACUGACACCACACAGACUGUUCUGCACGCUGUACUGUAAACACACACGUUUGCUCAUUACCUGGUUAUUAAGCCCAGAGUCGCAGCAGUUAGCACCAAAUGAUCCAGAGGCCUAUGAUCAGCUUCACUAUGUUUUUUUUUUUUAGCAACAUUCAGCACCAUGAUGGAGACUUUCUUCUUUCUAUCCAUUUUUCUGUCUAGACACACUGAAAGAAUGCCAUUUUUUUCUUUUCAUUUUACAUUUUUAUCACUUUUACUGUCAAAGGUGUGCACUUUAGAUUUAUCAAAAAUGCUCUGAUGUCCAGUCGAACUGACGCACUGUGUAUGUUUAGUUUGUCUAGCUGAGAGCGGUUAGUGGGCUUUAUGAAAGGCAGACAGUGAGUGCAGCAAAACGUUAAGAGUGUUUAGGGUAAUCUGGGGGGUUUAUUGGAGAUUUGAAAAAUUAAUACACGAUUACACAAAAACUCUGACUGGGAUUUCCGGAUUUACUGUCCAGAUUGUGAACUAUAACACCAUCAAACAUUGCUGCCUUUCUUGUUUUUGUUUUUACACUCUAAAAAAGCGGGGUGAAAAAUCUUUUCAUUUCUCUUUUUUUGCUAAUCCAGUCCGGAGCCAAAUGUGGUCCAAUCCAGCCUGGUUUGAUUUAACACAACAGGGUUGGGUUAAGGGUUUGACAUGGUGUACAGGGAUAGGUUUCAACUUUAAGUUGGUUUUAGGUGACUGAUAUGCAAUGUUAGGGCUACCAAAGGGAAGGUGAAAGAUAAGCCAUAACCGGGAUUAUUUAACAAUGAAAACCCUGGAGAAAAAUGCUUUAUCCAUGUUCUAUAACCUCCUAAACCUUGAAAACAUCAUGACCUUCUACAAAGGCAGAUUGAACACACAACUUCCCCAAAGAGGAAAAAAAAAUCUUAUACUCUACUUAAAUACUUUAUUGACAAUCAAUUAAAUUUGUAAACAACACUAUACUCUCUCUCUAUAUAUAUAUUAUAAUAAGAUAAAAUAUUGGCUGCAUCCUUAUAGUUAGCAUUAGCUUCCCCGCUAUUCGCCCAGGUAAAAGGUAAAAAAUAUCUUAACAUAAACUAAUUUAUUGUAAUUGGUCCCUAAGUCAGUCUUGUGGAUCAAAAAAUAGACAUGGCUUAUUGGGUUUGGAGUCCUCAGGCUCUCUGGAACAAUUUUAUUCAGCACCAAAAAAAAAAUAAAUAAACAAAGUAUAUUUAUAUGAAAAAUACACAGGAUGUUAGACAUGGGCGGUUCAAGGUGGGGGCCAGUGCCCCCAUAGAACAGGUCCUAGCCCCUGAUACGGCCCCUGUAAUGAAAACACAAACUGCAAAAAUGUAAAUGUAAGUCAGUAUUUCUUCCUAGGUGCAUAUUAUCUUAAUUCAAGCAGAUAUGAUUAGAAGAUUUAUGUUUAAAGAAAGAAAACAACUAUCUUAUUUGAAUUUUACAGAAUUUAUAUUGUUCUAAGAGCCAAAAUCCAAUUUCCUUUCUGAAAUUAGAGGCAAAUACACAGAUUUUAAAUUUUUUCUAUUAGUUUUUGCUGUAUAAUAGUAAAUCAGUUUCUUAUGACGAUAUGUGUUGACAGACGAGGCUGUAACUGCUUCGCCUUUACAAU